Molecule: messenger RNA, 609 nt
Organism: Drosophila hydei
Lineage: Eukaryota; Metazoa; Arthropoda; Insecta; Diptera; Drosophilidae
Gene: mRpL20
Product: 39S ribosomal protein L20, mitochondrial
Exons: 3
Coding region: 104-568 (154 amino acids)
Biological process (GO): ribosomal large subunit assembly; translation
Cellular component (GO): ribosome
Molecular function (GO): rRNA binding; structural constituent of ribosome
Source: RefSeq, a predicted model, not a curated record
GUGCACAUCUAUUUCGAUAGAAUGAAGUGUGCAGGUUAUGUAAAAUAUUGAAUUGUUUGAAAGUAGAAAGGAUUGCUGUACAUAUUGUUAACAAGAGCUUGCGAUGGUAUUCUUGAAUCUUCCUUUGUUGGUGAGGUCCCGAGGACCUGAUGAGUUCUGGCGAAAAAGACGCAUUUUCAAGCUUGCUGCGCAUUAUCGCAGUCGUACGCGAAAUGUUUACACCUUUGCCAUACGUAGCGUACAUCGUGCGCUCGCCUACGCAACCAAAGGUCGCAAGCUCAAGAAACUGGAUAUGGUUCAGCUGUGGAAUACGCGACUUGAAGCCGGUUGCCAACAGUAUGGAGUUGCAUUGGACACCUUCAAGGAGGGCCUUGCCCGUUCUGAUAUAUUGCUGAACAAGUCAGUUGGGAGAAAAACUCUGUCGGAUUUGGCUAUUUGGGAGCCACGCUCGUUUGAGGCCUUGGUCAAUAUUUCUCGGGAACGUGCUGCCGUCGAAGGCAUCCCGGACAUUAAGAGAAGGUCUGCCUUUAAUCAAGUCUACGGAUUGAAUAAUCUAAAACUGGAUUAGUUUUUAAGUUCCUAGAUACAAAUAUAGUUUUUAUAUGUUAA